GGUGUGGCCUUUCUAUUCGCUAAGGCCUACUUGAUUAACAAGAAGCCACAAUAUUUGGACACGUGCAUCCGCAGCGGGGAGCUGGUGUGGCAGAAAGGUCUGCUGAAGAAAGGUCCCGGCAUCUGCCACGGUGUAGCCGGCAGCGCUUACGUCUUCCUGUUGCUCUACCGCCUGACUGGCAACUCCAAAUAUAUCUACCGAGCUCAGAGGUUUGCAGAGUUCCUGUUCACGGAGGAGUUCAAGGCAGGCUCGCGCUCAGUCACCAGCUUGUACAGCCUCUUCGAAGGCCUGUCUGGGACCGUCUGCUUCCUGGUGGACCUGCUGCAACCCGAGCAGGCCGAAUUCCCGCUCUUCUGCGUCUUUGAGUGAAGGACAGAACCCACGAAGAGAUUGAAUACUUGAUGACAUUGUCUUAAAGUGUGAGAAUCAAGAUGAUAUUUGUUUUUCAAGUGCAGUAGAAACAUAUCUCUUCUUCAGAUUGUUUAUAACAGCUCUUGUGUUAGAUCUCAUUCGAUUGCGCAGGUCUAGCCAACUGUGGAGAUGCUUCACACAAGUGACGGAUUACAUUUUGUGUAAAAAAGGAAAAAAAAAUCCCUGUGAAUUCAGGAAAUCAAAAGUGUUCUGAUGCUAACUGUGCCUGUUUGGAGUGUCUAUGUGUUUUGCAAAUGUAACCCACAACAGGAGUGGAAAUUCUGUUGAUCAAGUGUUAGGCUGGAAAUGCAUGUUCAGUCUUUAUUAAAUGGGUCAUAUUUUUUUC
Molecule: messenger RNA, 757 nt
Organism: Hippocampus comes (tiger tail seahorse)
Lineage: Eukaryota; Metazoa; Chordata; Actinopteri; Syngnathiformes; Syngnathidae
Product: lanC-like protein 3
Exons: 2
Biological process (GO): peptide modification; carbohydrate metabolic process
Cellular component (GO): plasma membrane
Source: RefSeq, a predicted model, not a curated record